AUGGCGACCACAUGGAGCACCAAUCUGGGCCAGCGCACCCAGACCUAUGACCAACUACUCGAGAUCUUUGCACUAGCGACCUGGCCCCAGGGACAGUUGGAAUUCCGACCGCCCGCAGCAUAUUUGCAGUUCACCGGGUGCGUGCGGAUUCCCUUUUUGGUCGCUGGUGCGAGCAAGGCCGAAGCUCCAACGGGUGAUAACGGGACACCAGAAGCGAAUGACGCACCGGCGAGUCCCGGAUGCAAACUGGGCGUGCUCAGCGAGGGCUAUAGCCCAGAUGCCAAGCUCAGCAAAGGAGACCAGCGCGUGAGUAUGGUACCGGAGGUUGCCGCAUCCUUGAUCAAGGACGGCUAUGCAGUCUUCGUGGAGCGAGGCGCCGGAGUCUUUGCGGGCUACUCCGACGAGGCCUACGAACAAAAGGGCUGCACUGUGACGUCGCGCGGGGACACCAUCGACAAGUCCGAGGUGCUCUUUGCCCUGGAACCACCGGUGGCAGACUUUCAGACCAUGAACUGCAAGGUGUUGAUUUCCUGGGUCGGACGCUUGCAAGACAAGGGAAAAGAGAUCAUCAUGAAGGCCAAUCAGUACCGCAUCACCGUGGUGGACGUGACGGCCGUGCCGCGCAUCACCAUCGCGCAGAAGUUGGACGUGCUGAGCUCGCAGGCGAAGGUGGCCGGACAUCGUGCAGUGCUGGAGGCUAAUGGGGAUGGGGCCCAGCCGGGGAUGGGGAUGGGAUGCGGCUUACUCCUAUCAGCGCUUUCAUACUGCCGAGAUGACGGCUGCAGGCUGGCGAUCUGA
Messenger RNA from Cladocopium goreaui, 798 nucleotides. Lineage: Eukaryota; Dinophyceae; Suessiales; Symbiodiniaceae. The record is from the annotation of a GenBank genome assembly.